This is a messenger RNA of Nelumbo nucifera (sacred lotus), 965 nucleotides long. RefSeq names its product protein translocase subunit. NCBI's taxonomy places the organism in Eukaryota, Viridiplantae, Streptophyta, Magnoliopsida, Proteales, Nelumbonaceae. The record is from RefSeq and is a predicted model, not a curated record. Gene Ontology annotation, cellular component: mitochondrion.
CGGUCGAAUACUCAAUACGACUAGCCGCAGAGUCGCAGACCUAUCACCCCAAUGCGACUUGGGUUCUACACUACGUGGGUAAGUGAGCGAUCGAGCUAGUGAGGCGAUGGGUUUGGGAGCAUUGAGGAACGUUUUUCGUCCUCUGGCGAGAACGGUCCUAUCUCGCAGACUGUUGCAAUUUCCGGUUAUUUCUGGUACCCCCGCUACUCCGGCGAUCAAGCCCCGGUGGAUUUUCGGAUCGAUUCAGCAGCACACGACAUGGAUUUCGAGGUCGAAUGAUCUCCAUAGCUUAACAGACACUCGAUUCCCGAAGAGAAGACCUAGUGAUAAACCUCGAAGGAAAAGAGCCAGCUUAAGACCUCCAGGUCCAUAUGCCUGGGUUCAGUACACUCCUGGUGUGCCAAUACCUGUAAGCAGGCCUAAUGAAGGAAGUGUCAAGGGAAGGAAUCAGAAAAAACGCAUGAGGCUGAGGAGAGCGUUUAUAUUGUCGGAGGCAAAGAAAAGAAAAGCCCAGUUGCAAGAAGCCAAAAGGAAGAAAAAUAUCAAGAAGAUAGAGCGUAAGAUGGCAGCAGUUGCAAGAGAAAGAGCAUGGGCUCAGAGAUUAGCAGAGCUGCAGCAACUUGAGGAAGAGAAGAAAAACUCCAUGGCUUGAUUUACUAGGUCAGAAGAGGCCCAUUAGUGAAUGGUGAUGCUGCAAUCCUAUGGCCUGACUUUUAUUGGUUUUAAUUGAAUGUCAAAUCUAACUUUGCUUGGUUAGUAGACUUAAAUUUGUCAUAAGGUCCAUAUGAUUUUGUUUUAUUUUUUGGUAUUCCAGUUCAUCUUUUUUCUGAGAAAGUUGCCAUGUUGGGUAGUAUUUCAUUUUUUUUUUAUCAAUUUGGGUAGUAUUUCAUUUCUUCCAAGAACUUGUUACAGCUUUGGUUAUUUCUAUUGGUAAUUAAAAAAAUUAUGUUAUCUCUGUUAGUAUA